Molecule: messenger RNA, 444 nt
Organism: Pleurotus ostreatus (oyster mushroom)
Lineage: Eukaryota; Fungi; Basidiomycota; Agaricomycetes; Agaricales; Pleurotaceae
Exons: 2
Coding region: 1-444 (147 amino acids)
Source: RefSeq, a predicted model, not a curated record
AUGCAGCUCACUCUCAAACUUGCUUCUCUCGUUACGCUUGCAGUCAUGGCCAUUGCCAGCCCCACCUCUAGCAGGGACGUUGGGGCAAACAUCGUCAGCGAUGCAGAGUUGGACAACUGGCUCCGCACUACAGAUGCGGACCUUACCUUCGUUGGCGGCGCCAAAAGCCCACUCGCCCAGCGCAACACUCUCAUCACGAGGGUAGUUUACUGCACCCAACGAAGUGGGGCCCUCUGUGGUGGCCGCUGCUCGGUUUACGAGGGAAACAGUAUAUGUCUCAACGCUCCCGGCACCAAUUGCCUGAUGGCUACUACCAACGUCGCAUUCUGCAACGCAAGUGGAUGUGGAGGCACCUGUAGACUAUUCAGCCACUGCGAGACGGUGCUCGAUGCAAAUUUCUGCUUCACCCCUGGUACUGUGUCCAUCAACGUUCCAUUCACCUGA